AUGGCUGCGACUCAAAAAGCUCUCAUUAUUCAAGAAGGACACGUUGCCAAGGUCGUAACCGACGCACCCAUUCCCAAAGUGCGCCCUGGUUACGUCAAAGUUAAGACGGUAGCCGUCGCGCUGAACCCCACCGACUGGAAGCACAUCGACAGCGUCGGAGCUCCCGGUGGCCUGGUCGGUUGCGAUUAUGCCGGUAUCGUUGAGGAGCUAGGACCCGGUGUCACGAACUUCAAGGUCGGCGACAAGAUCUCGGGCUUCGUGUCCGGCGCCAACCUGAGCAACACGGAGGACGGCGCGUUCGCCGAGCACAUCGUGGCCAAGGCCGCCCUUUCCAUCAAGGUCCCCGACAACCUGACCCUGGAGCAGGCCUCGACGCUCGGCGUCGGCGUCAGCACCGUCGGCCAGGCCCUCUACCAGUCCUUAGGCCUGCCCUGGCCCACGGAGCCCGCCGAGAAGCCCUUCCCCGUCCUCAUCUACGGCGCGAGCACGGCGACGGGAACCCUGGCGGUCCAGUUCGCUAAGCUCUCGGGCUUGCAGGUCAUCACGACGUCGUCGCCGCGCAACUUCGAGCUGCUGAAGAGCCUGGGCGCCGACGCGACCUUCGACUACAACUCGCCGACGGUCGGGGAGGACAUCCGGGCGUACACGAACGACGGGCUGGAGUACGUGUUCGACUGCAUCGCGGAGGGGUCGUCGCCGGAGAUCGCGGCCAAGGCCAUCAGCUCCAAGGGCGGCAAGUACACGGGGCUGCUCAUGCUGGACAAGUUCCCGCGCGAGGACGUGGAGAAGAAGCACACGCUCGCGUACACCAUGACGGGCGAGACCUUCGUCAAGCUCGGCCACGAGUUCCCGGCCAGCCAGGCGGACUUCGAGUUCGGCGUCCGCUUCUGGAAGCUCGCCGAGGAGCUGCUGGCCCAGGGCAAGGUCAAGCCGCACCCGGCGGACGUGCGCGAGGGCGGGCUGGACCGCAUCCUCGAGGGGCUGGACGAUUUGCGGCAGGGACGGGUUAGCGGGAAGAAGAUCGUUUACAAGAUUUAG
Daldinia caldariorum is the source of this 1038-nucleotide messenger RNA. Its product is annotated as putative zinc-binding oxidoreductase ToxD. Gene Ontology annotation, molecular function: oxidoreductase activity, acting on NAD(P)H. The transcript has a single exon. The coding region runs from base 1 to 1038 and encodes 345 amino acids. The record is from RefSeq and is a predicted model, not a curated record. Lineage: Eukaryota; Fungi; Ascomycota; Sordariomycetes; Xylariales; Hypoxylaceae.